Acipenser ruthenus (sterlet) is the source of this 7713-nucleotide messenger RNA. RefSeq names its product N-acetyl-beta-glucosaminyl-glycoprotein 4-beta-N-acetylgalactosaminyltransferase 1-like. The record is from RefSeq and is a predicted model, not a curated record. Gene Ontology annotation, cellular component: Golgi cisterna membrane. The coding region runs from base 1941 to 5429 and encodes 1162 amino acids. Lineage: Eukaryota; Metazoa; Chordata; Actinopteri; Acipenseriformes; Acipenseridae. The transcript is spliced from 20 exons. Gene Ontology annotation, molecular function: acetylgalactosaminyltransferase activity.
CUCUAGUUGUGGUAGGCUGAGGCUGCUGUCGUUUCGAUUUGGUGUUUUGAGGUUUGGUUGCUCUGCAGCGUGGUUGCAUUCAUUCACUGAUUCGAAGAGAGAGGAGAGGAGGCACAGGGAGACAAACGGAGGUAACGGGAUUUCAUCGCAGUGGGGCUGCUGCUGGAUACAUUGGAAUCAUUUUUAAACUGUCGUUUUUCACUGAAUAUGCCCUGAAUGAAUGAACGCACUAGACUAUUUCAAAAGCGAUGAUGGAGAGACUGGACGUAUCAUCAUUGCAUUAGCUUCAGUGCAAGGUUAACAUACCAAGCACAGCACUGAGUGCUACAGCCUGUAUGAUAUUAAUUUUUAAUUUGCAUUUGUUUUUCAAUGCUUUGGAAAUAUGUUUCAGCAACGAUAUCGUAUUGUAUGCCAUCCGUUGAAUGCAUUUGAAAAACAGACUAUUACAACACCAGAAACUACAACUACAAAUGAAAUUGGAAAAUAGCAUGGUUUGCUUUGCACAAAAUACAGGACAGCACAGCAAGUGGAAGGCAUACUCCUCGGCACUCAGCAUUAUCUCGUGCAAUAUUUAUUUUUGUUAUCGUGUGGGUGGCAUGGGAUUUGGUGAAACUAUCGGAUGUCCAGUCUUUGAAAACCACUGGUACGGCGUACACUGUCCAUCGUCUGUUCUAGCUAAGCCAACAAAACAAGCCACGCAUCCUCAGUCUUACUGAGCAUCGUGAUGUCAGUUAAUAACAUAUUAUCAUGCCGGUGAUGUAAACAUUCGCCUUUUUGUACCGCGUUUCACAAACGACAGUGAAGACUGCAAGACCGAGUUGGUUGGUACUAUUUAAAAAAUAUAUAUAUAUAUAUUGACAAAGAUGUGUUUUUAUUUUUUUUAAACUAACUGCUAUUAUUGUCCAAAGUUGGAAUGGAAUGUUGAUGAAAUCCCAAACAAUCGAUGUACGUCGUAUCGUCAAAACCUUGACAUUACUAUGGGUAUAAUAUACUUACCGUUUAUUAUAGCUAGGAAUUGACCGCAUUAAGUGAGUUAUUUAUUGACUUGUGCAAGUAGCAAAUAAAUAAACAAAUAAAUAAAAGCUUUCUGGGUUAAACUGGAGUUUUUUUUUUAAAAACAUAUGAAUGAGUUGCCAUGGUUUUAGAAGCCGAGUUGAAAUACCGAUUUGUCCUGAGCUUGAAGAGAGCGAACCAGCUCGUAAAAAAAAACAGCAUAACUAUAAGUGACACUAGACAUAUGUCAGUAUUUGUGAUAUUAUUGUACUAUAGUCUGUAAUCAGAUAGGAUAGAGUACAGACUAGAAGGCAACAGAGUUGGAAAUGUAACUCUAAGAACACUUUUUGAAAAUCAUCUUUCCUUUUCCUCCGGUGUAAUUAGUACAACUGAGACUGUGUUGAGUUUUGUUGCCACAGUGACUGGGGAAUUAAAAUCAAUUGACCGUCUUCUUCUUGCAAAACAAGACGUCAAGGGUCUGGACAGCCUUUGGUGUUGAUCUGCAAUGCUCAGCAGCUGUUUCAAUUAAUCGUGUCCAUGAAUUAAGCCAGUGUUAUAUGCCGUGGACGAGGAAGAGUUACAUUUCAGAAGAUUAACACUGGACUAUUUUUUUAUUAUUAUUAUUCGAUUUUAUACCCAAACUAUUUACACCUGUGUGUGUGAGUGAGAUACUAGAAGAGAGGCGCGCCGUAAAUAGUUUUGGUAAAAAUUGACCAUAUGCCUUUUCUCUUUUAUUUGUUAAGGGCAGCGACUCAUUGAAUGAACUUGCAAAAAGAUUAGUGACACUUUUUAAUAACAGUUGGAAAAACUCCAACUGAUCUUUUAAGAGCUGCGGUUCACAGCAGCGGAACGGUGGUUUGGUGGAACUUUAAAUAUUGUACGUAGUUGUUGACUGUCCCGUUACCGAAUUCUCACGUGGUUUGCUUGUCGGUGAUGAUCCCGCAAGAAUGCUGCGCCUGCCGGUGAAAAAGAUUCGGAAACAGUUCAAACUUCUUCUGUUACUGGUGCUGCUCACCUUUGCUGUGUGGUUCACUUACCUGCACAUCAGCCUGGUACGGCAAGGGAAAGCAAUCAAGCUUCACUUCAACUAUGGUAAAGAUGGCGAGAAGCCGAACGAAGGGACUGAUGGUGGUCGGAACAGAGACUCUCGCGCAACGUCCAAUCACAGGAAGCCUGGCGACUCGCGUGAAAGCAGAGAGGACGAGCAUGGGGUGGACGGACCAAACAAGUUUGGAGGACGAAAUGGAGAUGACAGUAGAGAUUCCAUAGAAACAAACAAGUUCCUCAGCCUGAAACAGAACACGUUGCAAUGGACACCAGAGUAUAAAGGGCAGGCUAAUCUCCAUGUGUUUGAAGACUGGUGUGGGUCAUCCGUCAAUCAGCUGCGAAAGAACCUUCACUUCCCUCUCUAUCCACAUACCAGGACUGUAGUUAAGAAACUUGCAGUGGCCCCAAAAUGGAAAAACUAUGGACUGCGAAUAUUUGGAUACAUUCACCCUUACAGAGAUGGUGAUUUCCAGUUUGCAGUCUCCUCCGAUGAUAACUCAGAGUUUUGGCUGAGCUCUGAUGAGAACCCAAUCAAUGCCAGGCUGCUGGUGUACGUUGGAAAGCUGGGCUCUGAGUGGACGGCUCCAGGAGAGUUCACCAAGUUUCGAUCUCAAGUUUCCAAGUCUGUCCACCUCAUUUUUUCAAGACGCUACUACUUUGAAGUUCUUCACAAACAGGACGACAAGGGCUCUGACCACAUUGAGGUUGGGUGGCGUCCUUUUCUCCCAGGACUGAAGUUUGAAGUUAUUGAUUCCCCCUACAUCUCACUUUAUACAGACGAGGCCUCUUUGAAGAUGAACAGCGUGGAUCACAUCCCACAGACCCACGCAAGCCACGCCGGGCCACGACAUGGGGCGUCACAAACUGGGCAGCACGGAGCCGACAUGCUGAAACCAGAUGCCAGGGACACCUUCUUCCUCACUCCAAUGAUAGAGCCGUCUCGUCUGGAGAAUGUGUUGCCAACUUGCCUGUACUCUCCCACCUAUGUUGUGAAGGAUUUCCCCAUCGCUCGCUACCAGGGCCUGCAGUUUGUUUACCUGUCAUUUGUGUAUCCCAAUGACUUCACCAGACUGACCCACAUGGAAACAGAGAACAAGUGUUUCUACAGAGAGUCUCCCAUCUACCUGGAAAAGUUUGGCUUCUACAAAUACAUGAAGAUGGAUGAGGAAGAGGAUGACAGGCCUUUCUUCUUUCCAAAUCCAGAAGAUUUCCCUGAUGAGGAGGAAGGAGUGGACCCUGAAGAUGAAUCUUUACCUACAGAGAGCCAUCCAAUCAGAAACAAGACCAACGCCAGCCUGUCCGACCCACGCUUGACUUCCAGGGUUAAAGGGAAGCCCGACCCUCCCACUGCCAUCGACUAUGGGGAUGACGUUGACGACUACGCGUUCAGACGCAGGCAGAAGGUGUUCCGGGCUGAGGAAACGCAGGACAAAGAGAACCAGAGAAGUAACACCAAAGACCCCACUGCAGCAACCGAUCUCCACGGCAACCAGGAAGUGGUGGACUUCAACGAGCCCAUCAUCAUCCGGGGGAAAUCCCUUUCCUGGAUCCGGACUGGCCCGGAGGAGCUGAGCAAAAAGGGGGGCGACGAAUCAGUGAUGCCGAAACACAGCAUGCCCAGCCUCUUCCUGACUAGCAGGGCCAAGCAGAUCGUGAGCAACACGGCCCAUGCUGUCGCAGACACCAACAACAACAACAAGGACCACAAGAAAAACCAGAACAAAACCUAUAUCACCAGGCCCCGGCCAAACAGGAAGACCACGUUACCCAGGCAACCCAGAGAGGUCUUCCCAGGUGUUUUCUUGUACCAGAAUGGCAAAACCACCAAGCUUGUGAACCUCAACACCAAGCUCAAUGGCAAAGGUCUCGUAAGUGCUUCCCAGUUGAGGACCCUUUUCAAGGACAGCCAUGCACCAUGGCUGGGCAGCAACAUCACCAAGGAGGCUGUUCAGGGACGGAAGGCUUCUGCAAGGAAAUGGGUCUCUUUGCACAAGAAAGAGGUGGGCAAGGAAAGAGGUGGGCAAGGAAAAACUGCCACUCCAGCACCCUCUAGUGCCAUCAAGGCGGUUCCGCCACCCACCACCUUGACAGUAAAAAAACCAGAGACAGACUUGAAUUCCUCAGAGAACGCCGUGCCCUUGGAGGCCAGGGUGACGUCCUACAUGAAAACCUCAGAGACCACAGAGACGCAGCUAUUGGAGGCAGAGCCAGUGGACGAGGCCGAGGAGGGAGGGCUGUCUGACUACAGCUACGAGGACUCGAACCCUCGGCCAGGCUGGGCUGAGGAGUCCAUUAACUGGCAGCGCACCUUUACUGUGAACACCAUGGACUUUGAGCUGCUGCGUUCCGACUGGAAUGACCUGCGCUGCAACGUGUCGGGAAACCUGCAGCUCAGCGAGGCCGAGGUGGUGGAUGUGCUGGCGCAGUACAUGGAGAAACUCAACGAGAGGAAUGGAGGGAUUUACACUCUGCUGCGGAUCAUCAACAUGGAGAAGCGACGGGACUCUGCGCGGGGAAACCGCUACCUCAUCGAGCUGGAGCUGAUGGAGCGGGGGAGGAGGGUGGUGCGGCUCUCCCAGUACAUCUACUUGCUCUUGCACCGCAGCCGUCAUGAAGACAGCUUGGAGAACAGCGAGGGCACCCCCCCUUCCACCACCAGCACACUCCCACACACCCCACCCCAGUGGGGCACCUCCUACAGCAAGCCCCUGCUGUGCCAGCCCCUCCGCCUGCAGUGGAGACACAACGUCAUGGUGCACUUUGUGGUGCCAGUAAAGAACCAAGCUCGCUGGGUCCAGCAGUUCAUCACUGACAUGGAGUUCCUGCACCAGGAAACCAAGGACGACAACUUCAGUGUCAUCAUCGUGGACUACGACAGCGAGGACAUGAACGUAGAGAAGGCACUGAGGGACAGCAAGCUGCCCAGGUAUCACUACAUGAGGCGUGAAGGGAACUUUGAGCGCUCUGCUGGGCUGCAGGCUGGAGUCGACUCUGUUGAGGACAGUCACAGCAUUGUGUUCCUGUGUGACCUGCACAUCCACUUCCCUCUCAACAUCGUGGAGAGUGUCCGGAAGCACUGCGUGGAGGGGAGGCUGGCCUACGCCCCCAUCGUCAUGAGGCUGGCCUGUGGAAGCUCUCCUCAGGAGCCCAACGGGUAUUGGGAGGUAAACGGUUUUGGCUUGUUUGGCAUUUACAAGUCCGACUUCGACAAGAUCGGAGGGAUGAACACAGAGGAAUUCCGGGAUCGAUGGGGAGGCGAGGACUGGGAAUUACUGGACAGAGUUCUUCAGAAUGGUUUGGAGGUGGAACGAUUACGACUUAGGAACUUUUUCCAUUACUAUCACUCUAAACGAGGCAUGUGGAAUUCGAAGAAACCCCCCAAAGGAUAGCAGAAGGGUGCUAUUGACUGAGAAAAAAAACAAAAGCCUGCUAAGCGCGUGCUGCAAAGGCAUUCUUGAAGGACUACCAAGUCACUUAAAGGACCCCUUUAUCGAGACAAAAAAAGGGAGAGUGCAGCCAUCUUGUUCAGUGUCCAGAAAGACUUAAUGAAUCUGUCGUAGCUGCUUUAAGUAAUUUAUCAAGUACUCAAGGAAGUGUGUUUUUUUUUUUAGGAGAAUUUAAAAAAGGGAGAGUUUUGUUGUAUUUGUCAAUAGGGAUAACAGCUCUUGUUAUAACAAAACAAUGUCUGCACUGUUUAUAAACUAGUUAUUAGGUUGAUAUGACAUGUUGACAGUUUUAUUGCUGGUAGUCCAGUGAAAGCAAUGUGUAUUUGAAUGGAUGUCUGGGAUAAACAGGUCAGACCCACAGAUUUCUAUAUAUGAGGAUUUCAGACUUUCUAAUUACUUUCCAAGUAUGUAUUGUUAGUACCAAUAUAGAAGCUCCCAUACAUAAUACUACUAUGUAAAAGUGAGCAUGUGGUGAAUUUCAUAUGGACGCAUAGAAAUAUAUUUGGAAAGGGAAAUACCUAACACAGAUUUGAAGCCCGCUAAUUGUGUUUGGAUUCUAGAAGUUUAUUUAAUCCAGACACUAAAAAUAUGCUCCUUGAAUUUAUUUCACAGUAUGUGACUUUUUUCAUGUCAGCCAAAGCAUUGCUUGAGAUGGUUAAUGGGAGCUAACGUUCAUAAUAUGAAAGGAAAUUUAAAAAUACACACAAAAACCGUAGAAUGUUCCUCUGCAAAAAUCAACUUUAACUUUAAUGAAACACCUUUGAAAAUGGGAGAACUUCAAAAUGAGUUGCUACAGGCUCCAGAUGAGAAGCUUCCAUUACAGUACUUUUUAUUUGAAAGGUUUUUUUAGUCAAUCAGUGCUGUAUGUCUCAAAAAAAACAACAAAAAAAGCUUUUUUUAAAUGAAAUGUGGAAAACUAUGACGUGACUGUGUACAGUUGUAGAACAGUUUAUAUAAAAUUGGAUUUACACACAGAAUAUUAAGUUUACACCAUGAGAAAACACUUGACCUGACAGAUAUGUUUGUUCUUUUUGUGUUCUUUGUGGGGCUGGGACCUGGAAAUAUUGAUGUGUCACAAGGAGGGAGCAGCUACUCCCGUCUGGACUCCUGUUUCCAUUCCUACCGAGAUUCGCAUAUUUAUAUCUGGGUGAUUCUACUGAGAUGUAACAGUUAGGUGUCCUGUUUCUAUUUUAAAGGGUCGGGUUGUUCUUUUUCAAUUAGAUAAGCUGGAACUGUACUUUCCGACACAAGACAAAACUAUAUUCCCUUCAAUGGGCAGGACAAAGGCUUUUCCUUUGUUAAUUACAAAAUGCAUCCUUAUAUUUAGCUCUCUACUAAGAACAUUCAUAUUUGAGGAUACAUUCUACUUUGUAUGGAACCAAUAUUGCUCUCUCUACUAUGUCUUCAAAUACACUGAUUAAAAAAAACCAAAACAACAGUAAACAUUAUACAAAUGACAGGAUGUGUUUAACACUCUAAUUUUAUCCAGGGGAUCAAUGGAAACUUUGCUUUUUCUCCAUCAGAUCUCCUUGAUUGCCUGCCAGCUGUUAUUCUCCAUUCCUCUCUCACCAAUUACCACCUCUUAAUUCCUUCUGCAGAAGUAGGAAAUCAGCGAGAGAGCUCAUAAAGUUAUUUGAUUCUUAAUUUCUUGGAUACAGCUCCUUUUAAAACAGUAGUAAUCUGUGCGGUCUUGGUUGCAGAAACACUGCCAGUUAAGUCUUUGACUGAUACAGACUUUAAACAGGGAGAUGCAGCUGUUAUAUACUGCAGAAUACAUGUCAGGGAUACCAUGUGCAUUACAAGUCAAUCAGCCAUUGCAGGGACAGCCCAUUUACACAGACGUUUCCGACAAGUUUUCAUACAGACUGCAUGUGUAUGUAUUUAUAUAGGAAAGAGGUAAAUAACCCUGAGCUUGUUCACCUACUCCCCUCCUGCUCCUCCUCUAGAACAGGCCUUUGAACAGGACUCCCCAAGGGCUGAAUCUUAUCAGCAGAGAUCUCAAGACAGCCGUAGCCACCCCCAGCACUGAGAUGUCAGUGGUUUGUCCCAGCCCCGUCUCAUUUGCUGGACCCUGCCUUACAGAAAGCCAGGGAUAUACAUUCCAAGAAUGAUUUCUGUGAAAUUAUUUUGUAGAAUGAGUUUUCAGAAUGUACUGUAUUAUGUUGUUUUUUUUUCUUUGUUUUUUUUUUAAAAUAAAACUUUAAGCAAAAAGCCUGAUUUGGUUUGC